UCCAGAAAACACUGAAGAAGAAAAGGUUUUCUCUCCUAAACAUCUCGUUACCUGACAAUAAAGAGAUGAAAGCUCUUUUUAUCUGAGAUUGUAAGUUUACACUUACAGUUAGAUUUGCUGAAAUUAAAAGCGCGUUUCUGUGAGGAUUUAAAACUCCUUUCUGCUUUAAACACCGAGGUCAAGGAAGUUAAAUAAAAGUUCAGCAGGAAACAGACGGCACUCUUCCAGGAAGUCUCCAGCUCCUGGUCCUGCUUUCUCACAGGAGAUGAAAACAGAGACUAAAGGUGGAGGGACAGAAGGCAGUGUGAAGAAAGAGACCCUGGAGCUGAGCAUCAGUAACCAUGGAAACGGCUUCGACAACACACCUGAAAUUAUCUCCAUUAAAGAGGAAGAAGCUGAUGAUAAAGACUUCCUCUAUUGUGAAGUUUGCAAAUCCUUCUUCUUUAAUAAGUGUGAGGUCCACGGUCCAGCGCUGUUCAUCCUUGAUACUCCUGUUCCUAUGGGGGUCGCUGACCGAGCCAGACAAACUCUUCCUCCUGGACUGGAGAUUCAGAAGUCUGGUAUUCCUGACGCAGGCCUGGGCGUGUUCAAUAAGGGGGAAACUGUUCCAGUAGGAACACAUUUCGGACCCUACCAGGGAGAGCUGGUAGACAGAGAGGAAGCCAUGAACAGUGUCUAUUCUUGGGUGAUAUACACGAGUAUGCAGUGUGAAAAAUACAUAGAUGCUAAGAAAGAGAUGCAUGCUAACUGGAUGAGGUAUGUGAAUUGUGCUCAUAGUGAUGGCGAGCAAAAUCUUGUGGUGUUUCAUUAUCGAGGGGGGAUUCUGUACCGUUGCUGUCGACCCAUUAAUCCAGGACAGGAGCUCUUGGUGUGGUAUGAAGAGAAAUAUGCCAGUGAUGUAGGCCCUACAUUUUCCCACCUCUGGAAUAUAAAGUGCUCUCCCAAUGAGGUGAUGCAAAGCACACUGGAUGCUUCUACGCCUAUUAAAAAGAAGUAACUGAAGCUCUGUUGCAAAUCUUCUCCUGCUCCUUGUGUUCACUUUCCUAUACAUCUCAAAUGUACCUUGACAAACA
Molecule: messenger RNA, 1073 nt
Organism: Ictalurus furcatus (blue catfish)
Lineage: Eukaryota; Metazoa; Chordata; Actinopteri; Siluriformes; Ictaluridae
Product: histone-lysine N-methyltransferase PRDM7-like
Exons: 8
Coding region: 266-997 (243 amino acids)
Cellular component (GO): nucleus
Molecular function (GO): protein binding; histone methyltransferase activity
Source: RefSeq, a predicted model, not a curated record